CUGUCGCCAGGAAAUUAGUUGCUUAUGUAUUUGUUUAAUGUUUAUUUGUAUUUUGUCCAGCGACUGUAUUUUGUUUAUUUUUGUUGCAAACAUGUUAUUGUUUGAAAUAUUAUUUGUAAAAGGUUUAAUUUAGAGUUUUCUGGUAACAGUGCCUCCUACUGUUCAGCGGAAAGAGCUACGUUUACGUGAUCAUGUGACCUAAAGUGAUGUGCAAUAAAAAAGACAAGGCUAGCAAGUAGAACGAAAAGGAGCUAAGAAAAGAAACUCAAAAAAGAGUGAAAGGAAGAGGUUAUAAUGUAGUAACGUCUCCUAAUUCUGAUCAGAAGGAGCACACGUUUUUCACGGUGUUUCACGGUAUUUGAAUUACCACGUCGAUGGAAGAAAAAAUUAAAAUUAUCGUGCUGAACAUCAGUUGAUUCGUGAUCUGAUUUCUGACAGAAGAAAACAUUAGGAGUAAUUACAGUGAAAAACGUCUCUAAUCUACGGCACGACGGGAGUAAAAACGUGCCACUCGAGGGAGCAGAUUCACGGACCGAAGAGUGGGCCGACUUCGCCAGCGUUUCUUUAAGGCGCCACAACUUUAACUAGCAAGAAAGCUAGCAAGUGCUUAUCCGAGGAAAUAUCGCGAACAUCAGACUAGCGCACAGACGGACAGUGCUGUAGUCGUAACGGACUCUAAUCAUCGCUCUCAGGUCAGACUGUAUUUACAGUUUUGUAUUUAAUUUCUUUACUAACUGAAAGAAAAAAAAAAAAAAAAAAAAAAAAAAAAACUUUAAGUUUUCUAUUGAAUAUUGUACAUAUUAAUAGUGAUUCUGUAGUUUCUCAAAUUUAAAGUUAAUUGUUAAAAUUGUUUGGUUAAAUUUUCAACUGUGAUGUCAUAGUAGUUUAAAAAUGGAUCAAGGUGCCUCAGACCUCUGUGUGCUAGAGUCAGUAGUUCAGGCUCUAGAAGAUGAAAGGGCAGAGUUAGAAGAAAAAUUAGAGACUGAAUUUGAAACUUCUGAAAGACAAAAAAUUGAGGAACGCAUAGGUGAGAUUCAUGCCGAUAUCGAAAUACAAAGGAUUGGGAUUCUAAAGUCAUCUUCUCAAAAUGAACAAGAGGUUAGACGUUCUGAAAGAGAAAAACGCCCAACAGAAAAAAUGCUUGAACUCAGAAAGGCUGAUAUUAUAAAAAGGGAAAGAAGGUUUAUGUUUAUAUAUGUAAACUUCAAGGCAGAGGCUCAGUUAAUUAGAACUAAGCUUAAGCAAAAAUGCUCUAAAGUUGAAUUAAGCGACAUGAUAGUACCUAUAGAAAACUAUGAGUCAAGGUUAAAACAAGAAUACGAGAGGUUACGUGCGUUGACCACCCCUUCUCAAGAUAUAAGAAGGAGAAUGGAUAGCUGCACUUCUGCUACUACCGAACUAAUAGCACUCUUGAAAGGUCGUCAUGCAGAAGUCGGCACAAAGGAGUUUGAUGCAGAGGCUGCUAAAGCAGCACUCUUUCAUUUACUCCAAAGAGAAGAUGCGAGGUCUAUUUAUGGAUCAACAGUUUCAAGAGCUGGAGUCAGUAGUCAGCAAGGAAGUCAGGUGUCAGUAAAGAAAGCAGAAGCAGCUGCACGUUUGGCAUCAAAACGGGCUGAAAUCAACAGAGAAAAGGAAAUCUCUGCUCAAAGAAUGGAAAUAUUAGCCCAGCAAGAUAGGCUAAAGAGGCUUGAGGAUCAAAGGGACCUUGAAGUCAUGGAGGCUGAAUAUAAGGUAUACGCCGAAGAGGAAUUAAGACUGAAUUCUGACCUAGGAGAUACAGGAAUAAUAAGCAUCUUGCCUUCAAAACAGCCUUCAACACAGCACAAUAGCUCACCAUGUUCCCAGGAUCUACAAGACAUCUCAGUACCUCCUUGCAAGGAAGAUAAGCAAGAGAUGGGAGCAAAUGACAUCUCAAUGGUUCAAGCCCUAAAGGAAUCCUUAGCAACAUCUAGACUCCCAAACCCUGAACCAUUCACAUUCACAGGAGACCCACUUAAGUUUAUUGAAUGGCGCACCUGCUUUAAGGCAUUAAUUGAAACGUCCUGCACAAACUCAGCUCAUAGGCUUUUCUAUUUGAAAAAAUACAUAAGUGGGGAAGCGCUCCGUGUGUUAGAAGGAACAUUUUACAGAAGUGAUGAAGAAGCAUAUACACAGGCUUGGGUUUCCCUGAACAAACGCUAUGGUCAUCCUUUCAUAGUCCAAAGAGCAUUCCGUAUGAAACUGAGCACCUGGCAAAGGAUUGGACCUAGAGAAUCAGUGAAAUUAAGAGAGUUCAGUGAUUUCCUUAUAGCCUGCAAGAACGCAAUGCCCCAUGUGCAGGGACUUCAGGUCUUAGAUGACUGUGAAGAAAAUCAAAAAUUGUUGCAGAAACUUCCUGAUUGGGUAACAACGCGUUGGAAUCGGUUUGUCACUAAAGUACUGGAUGAAGGGAAGCCAUACCCAGGUUUUACAGAAUUUUCAGAUUUUGUAGCAGAAGAGGCGCGUAUUGCAUGCAAUCCAAUUUCCUCUCUCCAUGCUUUAAAGGGUACGGAUCAAAAACCUGCAAAAGAACAGAAGCGUUUCCAGUCCAACACUUUGAUGACAGCAUUGAACAAGUCUCAAAAGGCACAACCCAACCCUCAUAACUUAAAUGCAUUAGGAAAUAGUGCCCAGGACAACCCUUCUGGCAUUCAGAACAAGGGGCAAAUAAAGUGUGUCUGUUGUCAGAAAAAUCACUUUAUUUACAAAUGUGACAAAUUUGCAACAAUGCCUCGAGAUGAAAAGAAAAGGUUUGUCAUUGACAACAAAAUGUGCUUUGCUUGCCUCAGAGUUGGUCAUGUCUCAAAAAACUGUAAGAAGAAGGCCACUUGCAAUAUUUGCCGGCAGUGCCAUCCUACUCCACUUCACGAAGAACGUCCUCAAGGAAGAAAGCCAGAGGCAUCAGAACAAGAGCAAGAAAAUUCUGUUGCCUUGUGCAAUGUAAAAGGCGAUGCCUGUGAUCGUACUUCAAUGACUGUUCCUGUUUGGAUCUCGUGUGUUGGAAAAAACUGUACAGAAACAUUGGUGUAUGCAUUACUGGACACGCAAAGCAGUAAUACCUUUAUUGAUCAAGAGGUUUGUCACAACAUCCAAGCAGACACAGAGCCCAUCGUAUUGAAAUUGUCGACAAUGACUAACAGAGGUUCCAGAGUGAAUUGUCAACGAGCAACUGGACUUAGAGUAAGAGGAUACUAUUCACAAGAAUACAUUGAAUUGCCGCCUGCAUAUACCCGAGAGUACAUCCCAUUGGAACAAAACAGUAUUCCCACCUGUGAAACAGCAAAAAGGUGGAAUCACUUAGUCUGCAUAUCAUCAGAGAUACCAGAUCUAUUGAAUUGUCCGGUAGGUCUUCUAAUAGGCUAUGACUGCAGCAGGGCUCUGAAACCAAGGCAGGUGAUAUCAGGGGAAGAGUUUGAACCAUAUGCAGUCAAGACUGAUUUGGGCUGGAGUAUAGUGGGAUCCAAAACAUCUCACAAUAGCUCAAGGGAUGUGACAGGGUUGUGCCACCGCAUUUCUGUAAAGGAACUUCCAUCUAUUGCUCCUACCUCCAUCAUUAAGGCCUUAGAAAUGGAUUUUUUAGACACAACUUCCAGAGAAAAGACAGUAUCUCAAGAAGACAUGCAGUUUUUACACCUGCUGAGUGAGAAAAUUCAACAUAAUAAAGAGGGACAUCUGGAAAUGCCUUUACCCUUUCGAGUGCGUCCACAGCUUCCAAAUAAUAGGCAGCUUGCUAUGGUAAGACUAAAACAUCUAAAAAGAAAGAUGAUGAAAAGUUCAAAGUACAAGGAGGAUUACUUAAAAUUUAUGAAUAGUAUGUUUCAUGAUGGUGAUGCUGAAGAGGUAGGUGAUGCCCCAGAGGAGGCCAUCACGUGGUACAUUCCUCACCAUGGAGUGUAUCAUCCUAGGAAGCCUGAAAAAAUUAGAGUAGUAUUUGAUUGCUCUGCUAAAUUUGAGGGCACCUCUUUAAAUGAGCAUCUACUCACAGGGCCAGAUUUAAACAAUGCUUUGACUGGAGUACUUUGUAGGUUUCGUGAGCACCAAAUCGCAAUUGUUUGCGAUAUUGAAAAAAUGUUUCACCGCUUUCAUGUCAGCCCACAAGACAGAGAUUUCUUGAGGUUCCUGUGGUGGGAGAAUGGGAACAUUGAAGGAGAGCUUAAAGAGUACCGGAUGCGAGUGCAUAUUUUCGGGGCAGCAUCAUCGCCAGGAUGUGCUAAUUUUGCUAUGAAACAUCUAGCCACUAAAUAUGAGAAAGAAUACCCACUGGCAGCAAGUUUCAUUCGGCAAAAUUUCUAUGUGGACGACGCAGAGAAGUCUUGGAUUCUAUUCCUGAGAGUGAACGUGCUAGCAUAG
Messenger RNA from Brienomyrus brachyistius, 4368 nucleotides. RefSeq lists its product as uncharacterized. The transcript has 3 exons. Gene Ontology annotation, molecular function: zinc ion binding; nucleic acid binding. Lineage: Eukaryota; Metazoa; Chordata; Actinopteri; Osteoglossiformes; Mormyridae. The coding region runs from base 892 to 4368 and encodes 1158 amino acids. The record is from RefSeq and is a predicted model, not a curated record.